GCUCUUUGACUUUUAUUGGAGUCUUGCUGUUUUGUCCACACACACGCACACAUAUCACGCAGUCGUUACUUGAACUUUUGAGAGGUCUGAUAAAUGUGGAGUUUGUUGAUUCGCGAAACACCAAACUGGUUAUAGUAAAAAAUGCCGGAGCGAAGCUCACCGAAGGUGAUCAGUCAAAGAUCAGUCACUGUAAAACAGCUUCGAACGCCCGUAUCAAGGCCAAAAACUAGAAGAAGUCCUUUGCGCAAGCGGCAAACGAAAACUAAAGAAGAAGACAUGGAUAAUUCUCAGCAAGAUAUUCGCAAGUACUUUCGCGUAAGAGGAAAGCGGAAAACUGCCUCGGAGUUGAAGAAAAUAGAGUCGGACAAGAUCGAAGAAGCAGUUUUGGCAAAGCAAGAGGAAGGAAUGGAGAUCUUCCACUGCGACGUCAAAGGUAGAGCGGUGCGCGCUGUGAGGCCUUUCAAGCGUGGCGAGUUCAUCUGUGAAUACUCCGGUGAGCUGCUGACGCACAAGCAGGGUAUUGAGCGAGAGAGGAUGUACAAUGAGCACCCCGAGCGCUACGGCAGCUACAUGUACUUUUUCCAGUUCAAGGAUGUCUCGUACUGUUUGGACUGUACCCAGGACAAUGGCCGCCUCGGUCGUCUGCUGAACCACAGCAGAAGAAACCAGAACGUCCAAACUCUUUCGAUCGGUGUGCAGGGUCGGGCGUGCCUUAUCUUCAAAGCGCUGCGUGACAUAGAGGUUGGUGAGGAGUUAUGUUACGACUAUGGCGACCGCAACCCACUUAACAUUGACCGUUUCCCCUGGUUAGCACAAUGAUCUGCUGUACAGCUGCAUUGUACCCGCUACUGGCUACUAAAACACCCGCACCCGCGCGUGUGUGCCAGCUGACUUUAUUAGUGAGUUCAUCUUUUGUGUAUUAGCUGUCCGCUUGAUCCUGUUUAGUGCUCGACAUCCUGCGUAUUGUGUUGUAGAUAAACGUGCUUUGUGGCAGACAUGCUUGUACAAUAGCUUUCCACUGACUUGAGAGGCUCACUGUACAUACGUGCCAGUGUCGCUGUACAUACGUGUGUCGAUCGACACACAUCUGCUGGCCGCCGCUGCUCUACGCCCGCUGUCGGCAAUGGCUACCACGAUGGUUGCAAUGGUGGCUUAUCCUCCUUGUGCGGCAGCAAGCAUCGGUGUGAGUCGCAGCACUGGCUUUGCCUGCUGGACCACCGCUUCAUGCGUAGCACCCACAUCUGCGUUGGGUUGUUUUGCGGUUUGGCGCUUACGCCCAUCCAUGUAGAUGGUGUAUAUAUAUUGUCUGUAUAUUGUCUACAGCAUUGGGUCUGUAUAUUAUUGUCUGUAUAAUAGUUGAUGUUGUCUGCCAUUUUGUUUGUCUCCUGUUUGUUUUUCCGUUGAUUGAUUUCGGCCAUAUCGCCGUGUCUUAUAUUGUUUCUCAGCUUAGCAUGCUGAUGAGCAUGCUGAUGAGUUUGCUAUCGAUUGCUCUUGCAAUGCACCUCUCCUGUGUAUCCUGUAUCGACCCUUUUAUUCAUUGUACUGUUUCCGGUUCUUCCAUUGGUUGUGACUUGCAUCGAGUAUCACAAACCCUGAUUAUUGUUGUCUCGUUGUUAUUUAUUCGACGUUUCUCGUUUCCUAUAAAGCACUGUCGUGUUGUCUGUGA
Sycon ciliatum is the source of this 1666-nucleotide messenger RNA. RefSeq names its product N-lysine methyltransferase KMT5A-A-like. Gene Ontology annotation, biological process: regulation of DNA damage response, signal transduction by p53 class mediator; regulation of transcription by RNA polymerase II. Gene Ontology annotation, cellular component: polytene chromosome; nucleus. The record is from RefSeq and is a predicted model, not a curated record. NCBI's taxonomy places the organism in Eukaryota, Metazoa, Porifera, Calcarea, Leucosolenida, Sycettidae. Gene Ontology annotation, molecular function: histone H4K20 methyltransferase activity; transcription regulator activity; protein binding. The transcript is spliced from 5 exons. Bases 142 to 819 code for a protein of 225 amino acids.